Messenger RNA from Daphnia carinata, 2592 nucleotides. RefSeq lists its product as uncharacterized. The transcript is spliced from 8 exons. The record is from RefSeq and is a predicted model, not a curated record. Gene Ontology annotation, molecular function: protein binding. Bases 367 to 1806 code for a protein of 479 amino acids. NCBI's taxonomy places the organism in Eukaryota, Metazoa, Arthropoda, Branchiopoda, Diplostraca, Daphniidae.
UGAUGGAGGAUUACAUGUUAUACGUUUUUAUUUCAUAAAAUUGGCAGACCAAAGUCGUUCGAUUGAUUAGUUUAACCGGAAAAUUGCAAUCAUCUGAACAAAUCGAACGUUCUUCACUUGUGCUGCCCUUUUAGUUCCAUCGUCUUCUGCCGCCUGCUGCUGGAUAUUUUCCCGUUCCAGAGAUUCAACAUCUGCUGUAUCGUUCGUGUAAACAAGAGGGCAGUGGACUGCGAACACGCACAAUCGAUCGUAAUAGGGUCUAGCAUCAACCCGUGCCUCAUUGCUGGGUUUUCUACGCCCUUCACAAUGAGCUGAUUACCACGGAAGAAACUUGACGGUGACUGUUGCCUUCGUUACCAUUAAAUCAUGCCAUCAGCUUGCUACGCAAAGAGUGCUGCAGCUGUUUUUCUCGGUUUCUGGAUAACAGCUCAUCACCUGCUUCUUGCGGUCGGAUCGCACCGGGUGACCCCAUUCAACGUCACAGUCAAAGAGCUCAGCUCAUCUUCUGCCUUAGUCACCUGGUCUCUCUUUGCCGAUGAGAGCCAGCCGGAUUCAUCUAACCGCACGGCGGGCAGCCCGCAGCAGCCGUUUCGAUUGGAGAUCACAUACCGACCGUAUCGACAAAGACAGAGGAUGAUUAUUGCUGUGCCAGCAGACGUGACAUCGUACAUUCUUAGCGAUCUAAGACCAGGAAGCGAUUACAUGGUCAGAGUAACAAGCGUAACGAAAGGCCAUCGGAUACGUAGCCAGCCCGUCCGGCUGUCCAUGUCGCAGGUGUUGUCGGCCGGACCACCACCUGACGAACUUGACGGAGUUUAUCUAUCACCGCCGUCAUAUCCUCCUCAUUUAAUGGAAGAUGGAUACUCACCUCUGUUGCCUCCAUUCAUUGCACCUCCACCGCCAUCGAGUCAAUCCCGCAAUUACCGACCAACGGGAAAUUUCACGUCCAUCUUGGCCGAUUACCGAUUCCCUCCGACAGCCAACAGCGCUGGAGUAGUUUACGUGCGCGGUGAAGAAGUUGGAAUUGUUAUCCUAGUUCUUAUAGUUUGGGUGGCAGCAGUGGCCCUAUUUUUCCACCGUUGGGGCAAAAUUCGGAUGUUGCUGCCGUACCAGCCCGUCUUCAAAGAAGAGGAGCCGGUCAUUGUCGGCUGUUCACCGUCUCCGACGCCGUUGCAGCUCUCGCAGCCUUCACAGCUUUUACCGUCGUCGAGUCUCUCGCAAUCGCAGCCGCCCGUCCCGCCCUCAGCCGUUCACGUUAGCGCCAAUAAGUUCGUUUCGCUCGAUCCGGCCGCUAUCCGCCGCAAUCAGUUUAUGCUCCAUUCCAGGUUGGCCAGAAUGCAAGCUUACACGGAGCGGCGUAACUGGCCAACAUCCAUGAGUAGGUUGGAUCAAAAUUGCAUCAUUGUGGGACGAAGUCCUUUGCCGGCCGUUCGGCAGAAAGGCUACGCCAACCGGCGAGCCAACACGAUAGCGGCAGAUACGUGCGACUGUUGCGAACGUCCCAUCGGCUACUGUCGGAAGCAAAACGAUCCCAAUCACAGUCGUCAACGUGGAAUUCAUCAGGCGAAAUUCGCCAGUGGUUCUGGCUGCAGUUGCGAGGAGUCCCGCAAAGAGCAUCCGCGCAAGGCGCACAGUGCUGAGGUCAUUACGCUCACUGUCACUUCGUGUGACAGCCCAACUAACAGCGUACGCUCAAACAGCACUCCAGAGUUACCGGAACACGUGAAUUCGCCCUUCUCGACGAAGCCGCAACGGCCUAAUAAUUUUCGACACGAAGAAACGAGGACAGCAGAGUGUUCCCUUUAAGCUUGAACGUGACAGUUGCAUUUUCAGAACUCUUCCCCUUGUCUUUAUUUUGGAAGUAUUUGCCAGUUUUCCGCUAUCUGAUAAGAGUUUGAGAGAUGACAUGUUUUCAACUAGAAUCGCCUAUAGGACAAUAGUAAUCACGUCUUGUCCAAAUGUAUAUUGUAGACUACGGUGGCUGCAUGACCUGGUUUUUUUCAUCUUCUAGCUUCGUAGUGUGACUUGUUGUCUGGCCCGUUGACCCUUCAUGCGUGACCUUUUUUGUACUUCUUUUCUAUCCGGCCAAUGACCUAGUUAAAUCUUGAUGGAAUUAGUUUCCUUUUCCCCCUCCGUUUUGUCGUGUAGCAACGCAUUAAUUCUUUGUUGGAUCGAUUGUACAAUUCCACCAUGUUUUUAUUUACAGGUCUAGAUUCAUUGAACCAUUAUGUUUUCAAUAGCCUCGUAAACUUGCAGCCAGAUGUAGCCUAUCUCACAUUUAUUUCAGCACUACAAAGUGGAUUUGUGUAUAUCGCCAAACUGAUCGAUUUACUACGAGGCGUUUACCCUUAUUCAUUAUGUAUAGACCCCAUAAUGUCCAGUUUCACUUCGUGAGCGUGUCAAUCUGGUUUCCUUGUGUUUGUUCGUUAAGAAAACCAUUGGUUAUUAUCACCUGGACGCGGAAAUUACUCAAAUCACAAUCGAGUAUAACGCGUUCGUGAGUACUGUUUUUUCAAAUUCGCGUGUACGAAUGUUGUGAAAAUAAGGUGUGUAUCUUAAACUUGUGAUGAACUUAAAGAUGGAUGGAAUACA